AUGUGGAGGUGGCACUCCAACAUCUUGGAAAAAAAAAAGCGGAAAUCACAUUCCGCUAGUCAGUUGCUCAUAGCCCUCGUGGAGCCGGCGCACGCAAAGGGGAAGUUCAUCACCUGCACACACAUACAACCGCGUUUGUACUUGUGUAUCUCUGCCUGCUUGUGUGCAUCUGUGCGCUUCCGUGGGGGUGGAGAAUCGAUAAUUGCAACACUAAUGACAAACCUGCGGGGGCGGCCGUUCGUUUGUCUUUUAGUACUUAUGCAUGCGUCGCGAGUAUGUUAG
Trypanosoma brucei brucei TREU927 is the source of this 282-nucleotide messenger RNA. RefSeq lists its product as hypothetical. The coding region runs from base 1 to 282 and encodes 93 amino acids. Lineage: Eukaryota; Euglenozoa; Kinetoplastea; Trypanosomatida; Trypanosomatidae. The transcript has a single exon. The record is from RefSeq and is a predicted model, not a curated record.